Erigeron canadensis is the source of this 761-nucleotide messenger RNA. RefSeq lists its product as uncharacterized. The transcript has a single exon. The coding region runs from base 117 to 599 and encodes 160 amino acids. The record is from RefSeq and is a predicted model, not a curated record. NCBI's taxonomy places the organism in Eukaryota, Viridiplantae, Streptophyta, Magnoliopsida, Asterales, Asteraceae.
UUCGCUACAUCAACUAUCAAAAAAAUCAAAUUACCAAAAAGAGAGAAAUUAUAGAGAUAGAAAACCAUAUAUCUAUCUACAUCUAUAUACACAUAAUAAUCAUAUAUUGAAUCACAAUGGCAACAACAGCAUCAAAAUCCUACUUUCACACACCGAACUUCCGUUUCUUCACAUCCGAAAUCCACUCUUCAAACGGAUCAUCCGAUUUUGAACUCGACGAAUCCGAUAUCUACAACGUAUCAGUUUCUCCAGAAAUCCGGAAAACCGUUCCGACGUCACGGAUCAGCAAACGCUCGUCGUCGGCGAAGAAACGAUCACCGGUCGGCGGAACGGCGUCGUCACUUCCGGUGAGUGUACCGGACUGGUCUAAGAUACUGAAACAGGAUUACACUGAGAAUCGGAACAGCGACGACGAUGAUUUCACGGAUGAUGAUUAUAAUAAUAACUCCGGUGAAGAUCGGAUUCCGCCGCAUGAGUUUUUGGCGAGAACGAGAAUGGCGUCGUUUUCCGUUCAUGAAGGAAUUGGACGGACUUUGAAAGGAAGAGAUUUAAGUAGAGUUCGGAAUGCUAUUUUUGAGAUUACUGGAUUUCAGGAUUAAUUUCACCAUUUUUAACACUGACACUUUGUUUUUUUUUUCUUUUUAAAUAUAUAAUUUUCUACAGAUUAUUAUUGUUAUCAUUGUUAUUUUGAUGAUGAUCAACAGAAAGUAACCGGUUUUUGGUUAAGUAAUUUGUUGAUUUUAUGUUUGGUUAAUUAAUUA